Messenger RNA from Podospora pseudocomata, 576 nucleotides. RefSeq lists its product as uncharacterized. NCBI's taxonomy places the organism in Eukaryota, Fungi, Ascomycota, Sordariomycetes, Sordariales, Podosporaceae. The record is from RefSeq and is a predicted model, not a curated record. The transcript has a single exon. The coding region runs from base 1 to 576 and encodes 191 amino acids.
AUGCACUCUCUCAAGUCUUCAGAAAUAAUGGCCCCUUCCUUAAGCGCACCUCAGCCGCCCCAACCGCCACAACCGCCUCCUCCAGGAGGGCAACAGUCCUUACCACAGCUGCCCAAGAGGCCAGAGACGGCAGGCUCAAGAGGUAUGAAGCCACUGGAGAGUGUGGAGCUGACAUGGCCCGACGACUGCGUUUUGAUGGGACCCGACGCUGGAUUCGAGUCCUUUCUUCAAGAUGACUUGUUGGAAGGCAACUACCCCUGGGCCAACGUCCCGAUGAGCUCCAGUCAGGUCCCGAUUUUGGAGGAACAACCUGGCGGUUAUGGCGUGCCGAGGCGCCUCUUUUUCCGACCUCAAGUGACCAUCAACGUCUAUAGCACUGGUGACUCGAGCAUAAGCGCAAGUGCAAGUGGCAGUGGAUCAGUCGCCAAAGUAACGGGGGAGGGACCGGGGAAAAGUUCAGGUUCGGGGGCAGCUUCAGGUCUUGGGGCCGGAGUUGGCUCAGGUACAGGCGUAGGGGAGGGUAUGGGAGCCGGACUUGGGUCAGGUACGGGCGUUGGCGCCGGUGUAGGUACCUGA